UAAGGUCACUCAUGGCCAACAGCUAUGUACUUGCGUUUUGAAAAUAUUAAUUUUUGAUUAAAAUAUAAGAGAUUUUAACAAUUUCUGAAUUUAUGUAGCACUUUGCAAAGGAAAUAAAAUGCAAUUUAUUAGCUGCUUGUAUUAAAUUACAACUAUUCCUGACAAUCACUGCAACCCUGGAAUUAUAGUCGCACAACAGCUGUUCUUUGUAUCAAUCAUAGAUAACACAUCAUUAAGAUUGUUUCCAUUUUUUAAUACAAAUUUAAUCAAUAUUUGGUAUUAAAUAAUAUUCCACAUAAUUUACCGCCCAAAAAUUUGUUAUCGCGAAAAGCAAUGGCUGCAAGUACUAAUGAGAUGGAGAUGUUGCGAAAAGCAAUAAGAUUGCUGUACUCUCCUCAUCCAAACUCGGCUGCCGAGUUGAGAUUAAUGUUGGAUGAGGCUAUAAAACAACGUUAUGGGCCAGAACUUAUGAUAUCCAACAAUAUGAGCAAGAACUUAAUAGAGCUCGAGGCAAACUUUCCUGGUCGCGCUGCAACUCCACCACCACCUCAGGAGCAUCCGCAAACUAUGGAGCAGGACCCAAAUGUCGACGAAGUAAUUAAUUUAACCGGUUCUCCUGCUAAAACUAUAUCAGAUUCACCCGACACUAUCUUGGACUCAGAUGAUGGUGCACAUGUCGGUAGCACAAUGCUGACUGGUGGUGAUGAAGAUGUUAAUCUAAAAGAAUUCGGCGACUUAAAUUGCGCCGUUUGCGGUGAAAUGGUUUUCACCGCUACUAAUCGCUUGAUCGAAUGUUCAAGUUGCGGAACGCUUUACCACCAGGAGUGUCACAAACCACCUAUUACCGACGAAGAAACAUCUGAGGGGCAAGAGCACAAUUGGCAAUGCGAUAAUUGCCUUAAUAAACCUUCAACUAGCAAAGCAGCCGGUGUUAUAAUUGAAGAGCCAAUUGCAUUGGUAUCGAAAACAAAGUCUUCGGCUUCAUCAUCUCGUUCAUCAUCCACAUCGAAUUCAUCAUCCCCGUUUGCUAUUGUACAGCAAGAGGUGCCUAGUUCGUCUUCUGCACAAUCGGUACAAGUGCCAACAUCUUCAAGUAGACACCAUCACCAUAAAAGUUCUAGAUCUCACAAAGAGGAGCGACCGUCAUCAAGUAGUUCUAAAUCUGGGUCGUCUAGCAGCGCCAUUAAUCCAACCUUCAACGUUGUUAGUGCAAGUGAGAAGAGCUCCUCACAUUCCUCGAAGAAAUCAUCUUCACAUUCUUCUUCCUCCGGCAAAUCAUCUUCAUCGAAGUCAUCCUCAAAACACCACGACAGUAACAAACGAAAGUCAAAAUAAACUGUGGAAACGUGAUUUACGUAAAUACCGCUUUUGAUUUUGUAAUUAUAAUACCAAUACGAAGGAAAUAGAGUAAGAACUUUGUACGUUGAAACAAUAAGUAUAUAAUAUUUUUAAAUAUCUACAAUUUGUGUGAAAAGCGAAUUGUUUUUGGAACUAUUAGAUAGGUUUUACAAAUAAAGAGGAACAAUUUGUAAAGUGAAAUGAGUUAUUAAAGAUUGCAAGACAGCAAGAAGGACGCGGUUUUUAUCGAAAUCUUACACCGUUACAAAAGCAAUAACCGAAAAUUUCUGAGCUGUACUCUGUCAUUGGGAGAUGUGAAGCUGUUUUUGCCAUUGAAAGCUGUACAUUUAAAUUUAAAAUGUCCAUGGCAAAGAAGUCGGCCAAAUACGUCUUGAAAAUUCAGUGGCUUACAGAUGAUAAAUCAGCAUACCUGUUUAUCGAUUAAAUUUGCUUACGUAAAGAUUCAGGACUAAAUUUACCAAAUUCAAAUCAACUUCUAAGAAAACCAGGCAGUGAUGCGUCUCAUUUCUAUCAUUGAAGGUUCAAACAAAAAUGUAACUAUUGGCAAUCGGUUCGCUUCUCUGGAGCUCAAGCUUUUGUUAAAAAAUGAACAAUUACAAUGAGAAAAAAUUGGCGUCAAAGAAGCGUAAUCUUAACUGUUUUUUUUUAUAUAUUUACUAGCGAUAUAACUGUAAAAAAAGUCGAUAAAACUACGAGGAAACUUGAAGUUAUACUUACCGGAAGUUGAUUUGCUCAGUCAAAGCUAUUCCAAUUAAGCCACAGUUCCACGAACUGGAAGAUGGUCAUUGGCAUUUUACAUUUUACUUGAUAUGCCCACGGAUAUACACAACCUUGGUGAAGAUUUUUAGUAAAUAUAUCAUCUUUGAUACACAACCACAAGGAAAGAAGAAAGUAAAUAUAAAUAUACCUAUAUAUGAAAACUCGCUGAAGAGCUGUUAAGACCACAUCUAGGGCGCCGUGAAAAUACUGGAAGUAUUGAACGGAACCGAAGGCCCUAGAAGCGCUUAGAUUUUAUGACUCUCUUGUAAAGAUGAUUUGGAAAUAGCCUAAUGAUACAGGUAGCAAUCGUGAUUCUAUAGUUGAAUCAUGGGUAGCAAUGACAUUUAUUUAUAGUAGACAGACUUCGCAGUUAAACAGCUUUAAUUGUGCCUCAUUUUAUUUCUAAUUAUCUCAAAAAUGUAAAUAAGAACUUAAAACAGUAUGGCACACCUUUUAUUAUUACACUAUGGAUUUUCGAAGUGGCUUAAGUUCAAACAAUAAUCGAUUUUUUUCUGUACUUUUUCGUUUAAUAAACACUUCAUCCUAUACAAAAACUAA
Messenger RNA from Anastrepha ludens (Mexican fruit fly), 2676 nucleotides. It is a transcript of the gene IntS12, whose product is annotated as integrator complex subunit 12. The coding region runs from base 334 to 1335 and encodes 333 amino acids. NCBI's taxonomy places the organism in Eukaryota, Metazoa, Arthropoda, Insecta, Diptera, Tephritidae. The transcript has a single exon. The record is from RefSeq and is a predicted model, not a curated record.